Molecule: messenger RNA, 525 nt
Organism: Symbiodinium pilosum
Lineage: Eukaryota; Dinophyceae; Suessiales; Symbiodiniaceae
Source: the annotation of a GenBank genome assembly
AUGACGGUGGUCAGCGGUUCGGCCCUGUCCAUCAGCGCCAUUCUUUCGGGCACCAUCUUGGAGCUCGGCUGCAACGCCUAUACCAAGCAGGAGAGCGACACCAGACACCUGCGGACGGGCACCUACACCACGACGCUGGAUCCAAGAUAUCUGGCGCAGAACGCCACUCCCGGAAAUGCUGAGGUCUUCACCAUAAUUAGGGACGCCAACGCCGCGCCGAGGCAGCUCAGGGGCAUCCUGCCCAGGGCGGCUUUGAGCUGGCAGAACAUCCUGUCAGGAACGGUCUCCGAGCUCCUGUGCGACGCCUACAGCAAGUCUGAAAGCGACGCCAAGUAUGCCUUGCAGACAACAGCCAGCGGCGGCGGCGUGCCUGACCCCCUGACCAUUGGGGAGGUUCGAGGAGACGGCGCCUCAUUGAUACUGCGGGCUGGCAGCAGCACGGUCAACGUGGUGGCCCAGGACAGCACGCCCUUGGCAACUUUCAGCGCCGCCGAGAACUAUUUUGGAGGGGCGCCGAGAAUGAGG